AUGUCUAUACUUCCUCUAACUCUGGGUUGGAAACUAUCUUUUUGGGGUAGUGGAAUAGUUUAUCAUGAAACACAAACAACAACAUGGCAAGAUCCCAGAAAAACCCAGAGUACUACAAACCUUCACAAUCCUCAACAACAACAGCAAGCUCCUCCUGCUGUUCAUCCAUUACAACAGCAGCAGCAGCAGCAACAACAACAACCAGCAACACAACAACAGCCAGCUGUGAGCAGCUCACCAAAUCAACCCACCCAAAUUGUCAAUGUAGACAAAGUACCGUUACCGCCAGGCUGGGAGAGAGCCUAUACUCCAGAAGGGGAGGUUUAUUAUAUACACCAUGUAGAGAGGACAACAAGUUGGUUUCACCCUUCAGUUCCUGCACAUUUACAACGUCCAGGAAUGCGUCUGCAACAGCAGGCACAACAGCAGCAACAACAACAGAUGCAGGUGAACAGCCCCGGAUCGUCACCAAACAUGGCUCAGUGUCAGCAAGGCAACUCGACAGAUCGUCACCGUCAAGUACAGAUUGGAUUACAACAGUUAAAGAUUGAACGGGAGAGGUUAAAGAAACGAGAAGAGGAGAUUGCCAGACAAGAACUGAUGUUACGUACUGGUAAUAUACAACAUCCAGCAAGUACCGAAAAUAUCACCGAUAUUACCAUAUCACAAGCUAGUGAGAUGACUUCUGUCACUGAUCCAUUUUUGAGUCAAUCGGGUACGUCCGAUCACACAAGACAGGAAAGUUCUGAUAGUGGACUUGGAGGAAUGGGGACAAGUUAUAGUUUAUCAAGAACUCCUGAUGAUUUCCUUGGCAAUAUGGAAGAAAUGGAUUCACAAGAUGGGGGACCCAAACUACAAAGUCAAACGGACUUUGGUACAAUGGACAUAUCGAAUGUUGGCAGCGUUGAUGGUGGAGAGAGUAAUAUGGAAAGUGAAGAUUUGGUGCCUAGUUUAAAUGAAGCCAUCAGUAAUGAUUUAUUAAAGGAUGUAGAAAAUGUGCUUCAGUCUAAUAAAAUGGACAAUUUAUUAACCUGGUUAUGAGAACGGCACCAAGGGGAGAGUUAAUUGUUAAUAGAAUGGCGAUAAUAAAAACCUUUUUUUAUUCUAAAAAUAAUUAUAUCGUCCAUAUAUGUUAUUAAUUCCAAAUUUUUUGUGAAAUAUGAAAAAAGAUGUAGUUUUAUAUUAUAAAUAAGAAAAAAACACAAAAAAAUACAAAUAUAUUAUAUAUAUAUUUAUCAGGGAAAAAAGCUCAAGAGUACUAGAUUCAUAAAAUAAUAUUUCGUCGUCAAAGUUUAACAGCCAACUAACAAAUUAAUAUCUAAUGAUUCCAAUGACCUUUGGUUCUAUUUGACCUUAUAUUCUAUUUAACCUUUGGUUCUAUUUGACCUUUGGUUCCAGAAAAUUGAUAAAAUCUGUAAUUUGAAUGAAGGUUUCAAAGAAUUACUGAAAAAAUUUAAGAAUUUUUGUUAAAAAACGUUUAAAGGUUUUUUGGUGCUACUUCCCUUAAAAUGGCUACCUCUUUUGGCACCUAGUACUUUAGAUUCAUGUUCC
This is a messenger RNA of Lottia gigantea (owl limpet), 1551 nucleotides long. RefSeq lists its product as hypothetical. Gene Ontology annotation, molecular function: transcription coactivator activity; protein binding. Gene Ontology annotation, biological process: positive regulation of transcription by RNA polymerase II; hippo signaling. The transcript has 7 exons. Gene Ontology annotation, cellular component: cytoplasm; nucleus. The coding region runs from base 1 to 1041 and encodes 346 amino acids. NCBI's taxonomy places the organism in Eukaryota, Metazoa, Mollusca, Gastropoda, Lottiidae. The record is from RefSeq and is a predicted model, not a curated record.